Hibiscus syriacus is the source of this 449-nucleotide messenger RNA. Its product is annotated as EPIDERMAL PATTERNING FACTOR-like protein 2. Gene Ontology annotation, biological process: stomatal complex development; guard cell differentiation. The transcript is spliced from 3 exons. The record is from RefSeq and is a predicted model, not a curated record. Lineage: Eukaryota; Viridiplantae; Streptophyta; Magnoliopsida; Malvales; Malvaceae. Bases 1 to 336 code for a protein of 111 amino acids.
AUGAUUUUAACCACAACCCAUGUGAGUUACAAAGCUGAAGGUAAACCAAAUCUCACAUCUGCAAACAGCUUUUCCAAGACGAUAAAUGAAGAGAAGGCGACGUUGUUGAGGGGUCAGAUAGGUUCGAGGCCGCCUCGAUGCGAGGGAAGAUGCAGUUCUUGCGGGCACUGUGAAGCCAUUCAAGUGCCUGCCAACCCGCAGGUCCAACAUGGAAACGACCAUUCUUCGACGUCCAACUCCGAUGUUUCUUUUGCAAGAAAAGGCGGAGGCGGCAACUCUAAUUACAAGCCCUUGAGCUGGAAAUGCAAAUGUGGCAACUUCAUCUUCAAUCCCUGAACAUUUAUCAUGGUUCCCAGAACAGAAUCUUAGGUUGUUGAGCGCACCUGUCUUUGAACCCUGUAAAUCCGUCUGUAAGAGAAUUACAUAUUUGAUGGUUUGUCAGAAUGUUC